Exaiptasia diaphana is the source of this 2507-nucleotide messenger RNA. RefSeq names its product partitioning defective 6 homolog beta. Gene Ontology annotation, biological process: centrosome cycle. Gene Ontology annotation, molecular function: protein binding. The transcript has 3 exons. Bases 71 to 1045 code for a protein of 324 amino acids. The record is from RefSeq and is a predicted model, not a curated record. NCBI's taxonomy places the organism in Eukaryota, Metazoa, Cnidaria, Anthozoa, Actiniaria, Aiptasiidae.
GAAUGCAAGCGUCGAACAAACAUAUAUUUUUAUAAACACGAACUUUAACUCAAAAAAAUACCACCUUAGAAUGUCUAAAUUACAAAGAGGAUCACAAAAAUUUGCAAACGUAACAAACCUAAGUACAAUUGAGGUGAAGUCAAAGUUCGAUGCAGAAUUUAGAAGAUUUGCKUCGGAGAGGAAUCAGUUUCAAACUUACGAGGAGUUUUACAAAUACGUUGAAAAGAUCCACAAGCUUGAAGAUAUACCAUUUACAACUUGGUAUACCGACAUCCACGGAGACCUACUUCCGAUUAAUAAUGAUGACAACUUGCUUGUAGCUAUCACUACUGCAAAACCGCUGUUACGAUUAUUUGUGCAAAGAAAAGGUGAAGGAUACGGUCAGAAUGGAUUACCACCCGAAGUACAACUACGUAAAAAGACAAUGUUCUCCAACAUCACACACCAAAACAAAUCCACGCUCAGCAGAGUCAAUAUCAGCACACCACAAGAUUUCCGACGUGUUUCAGCCAUUGUUGAUGUCGAUAUACUUCCCGAGACUCAUAGGAGAGUUCGACUUCUCAAGCACAACUCAGAUAAACCUUUGGGGUUCUAUAUCCGUGAUGGCACAAGUGUCCGGGUAACACCAAGCGGACUGGAGCGAGURCCAGGAAUAUUCAUAUCUCGUCUUGUUCCAGGUGGACUUGCCGAGAGUACAGGUUUACUGGCAGUUAAUGAUGAGGUACUUGAGGUUAAUGGUAUCGAUGUGUCUGGAAAAACUUUGGAUCAAGUAACGGACAUGAUGAUUGCAAAUAGCCAUAAUCUUAUUAUUACAGUCAAACCAGCAAAUCAAAUGAACAAUCCGAAACCAGGAAGUGCCCUGGAAAGAUUGAACGGCAAGUCAAGAAGUCUAACGAACCUUAAUUCAAUACACAAUAAUCCCUCUACUGGAUCGCCGACAAUCGCUCAUGCUUACUCGAAUGCGCUAAUGGACGAUGAUAUCCCUGAUAGCGAUGAGGACGAAAACCCGACAGUCGAUGAAGAAACUGGAGUGCUUUCAAUAUAAUUUCUAAUUGUUCGUCAUCCUUCAUUCAUSAAAGACAUCCAAGUUACGGUACAUCUUUUGUACAUACUAUUCUUUUUGUUACACAUCUGUGGAAAGAUUUGUAAAAAAAAAAGAGAAUAUCCUGCUAAACUCGACAGUCGCUGUUCUGAGACAACAAUCAAAUCUUUGCAUAUCAUUGAAUGGAUUUUAACUGGAACAAACAACAUUGAAAACAUCAUCUAAGUURUGCAUCAUAUACUUGGAGAACCAUCUGUAAAGUUUUAGUACAUUUUGCCUCAGCAAAGAAAUGUCUUUUCGGACAUAUCUGGCCCCUAAGUGGAAAAAAUCUUUUUUCUUUUCAUGUACAUGAUUUUGGUCACAAAAGAAUGAAUAACCAUUGCUUGCACCAAGCUAUCUGACGGACUUCACUAUAAAACAAUUUCCAUAUUUACCUGCGUAAAAGCCAAAACUUGUUUUAUUUGCUUCUAAAACAAUAAUUGUUGGGAUCAUGGGAAAACUUUUUUUAAAAAGCCAAUGAAUAUUUACUUACCUUAGUAAAUACCUCCUAGAAUUUAAAACUUGCACCCCAAAAUUCAAAUAUAUAUUCAUAAAAUUAAUUGCCAUAAAAAUGACAAUAAAUACAGUGGUUUUUUACAAUCCUUUAAUGUGUUAAAUGCUUAGCAAAAGAAACAAUGGAGUUUAGCUCAAAGGUGAUUUUUCACUCCUUACUUAACUUAUUCAAUUUUCAAAAUGCUUUUGUUUUGUAUUGUUUUUAUCCAUUACCUGCAGUAAGCAUACUUUCUUURAAAGAUUUAUGAAAACCAUUGUAUAAAUUGUAGGCACUGCUUCUUGCUUAAUCCUACUACAAUUGCUUAAUUCUUGUUCCAAUUCUUUCACAAUUUGCCACCAAAAAAUACAAUUAUUUGAUAAGUUUAUAUGUGAAUAAGGAUUUGGUUUUAAUCGUAACCUCUACUCAGGUUUUGUCAAAAGGAGUUGGUUAAUAAUUUAGCAUUAUAGAUAUUUUAUUAAAUAGGUUUAAAUUUCAUGAGAUUUUUCAUCAUCAUGGCAAGAUAGAGUUAUAAACUAGUAGAGAUGUUUCCUUUUUUAAGACUAUUGGAAAMUAUUACAAGAAAACCUCUCUACUAGAAUACAGUGGCCUGCAAAGUGGUCUGUGAAGAGAUGACAAGGCCUUUGUACAAACACUAAAAUUGUGUGGCAUUUUAAACACAAACUAGUGCUAUAAAUUAUGCUAAUUUGUCUUUUUUCUAUUUUGGAAUAAGCUCUUAUUACCAAGACUUUAAAAAWAACAUAACACACUUUCCGUGUUUGUACUCAAUUCCUUGCACUCUACCAUAUCAGAGAUUAUAGAAUUCCACUAGAAAAAUCUUCAAAUGCGUGAAGCCAAACUUGAAAUUUCAUAAUAUYGUUAUCUAACUUAAUUGCUAGACAAACAUUAAAAAAACGAAACGUUUAUAUAAAACAA